AUGAAUCUGGUACAUAUUCAGGUUGAUCCCUAUGUGGGCAUCAGUGACGACUUCCAAGUUUAUGCAAAGCUUCAGGCGGAUGUGAGAGAAUAUGGUUCGACCACUGAUAAUGAAGCAGCUGCAUCCUUGUUGUUUGAGUUACAGAAUAGGAUAUAUGAAUCUGAAAAGAUCACACUAGAGAUCUUGGUUCGGAAUCUAUCAAGCAUUACUGAGCUGGAGACAGAUGACCUAAUGAAGCACAUGUCAGAAACAUUCACACCUGAUGAUGCAUUUGUGUAUGGUCCACAUUCAAUGCUUGACUCGGAUCACGUCCAGGCAUCUGCAUUCUCCAAGGAAUCUUCUUUUGAUGGGGAUUUCCCUACUAAUUCAUUUGAGGAUGAUGUGACCAGUGAAUCAUCUGUUGUUGACCUCUCCCGCUUUAUUCCCAGAAUACCUCCAUCCCCAACCCCUUCCAUGUCUCACAUUGUUAGCAUUGGGCAGCUUUUGGAAUCAGCACUCGAGGUGGCUGGUCAAGUGGCUGGAACAUCUGUCUCAACUUCACCCCUUCCGUACAGUGCCAUGGCUAGCCAGUGUGAAGCUCUUGGCGCAUAUUCAAGAAAGAAGCUCUCUAGUUGGUUGAACCAUGAAUCCCACCACACAAAAGGUGCUGAUAUUCUGUUUCCGGCAUUCCCUGAAGAUGGACGGUCAACCAUCAAGAAG
This is a messenger RNA of Ilex paraguariensis (yerba mate), 699 nucleotides long. Lineage: Eukaryota; Viridiplantae; Streptophyta; Magnoliopsida; Aquifoliales; Aquifoliaceae. The record is from the annotation of a GenBank genome assembly.